UGGUUGAAAUGUUUCAACCAAGCGACUUCACAUCCUGUUUAAACAGCAAACGGUGUCACUUAUCAAUGUGUUAAGACCAACCCAUGUAGAAGUCUUUACCUAGAAGAAGAAAGAAGAUUUAAAGGUUUUCUUUUCACGGUAAAACUCCCUCGGUUGAGUCAAAUCCAACGUCUAACAAUGGACUACAGACCUCAAGGUGCCAGACUGGUUGCAGCGACCGUUGUGAUGAACAUGAUUUGGUGGAUGGUGAUGAUCGCAGCCAUUGGACUGGGUGCCACACACAUGCAUCGCUGUACCGUGCAGCCCAACAUUCCCAUUUACCUGGUGGUACUGGGAGCGAGCAGCCUCCUGUCUCUGGUUUUCACCUACUGCACCAGCGGCUUCCAGGAUGGAGCCCUUCACGUCCUGAGCUUGGCCUGCAUGACCUUCCUGCACAUCUUCAGCUUCGCCUGGUUGAUAGCAGGUUCCUCGUGGGUUUAUGCAGUUUACCCUCCAAAUUACUCUGAUAAAGGUCUAUACUGCCACAAGACAACCUACCAGUUCGCCUUUGUUGUGACGACGCUGCUGUGGGUCGCCAUGGCCCUGGUGUUCAUUUGCGGCUGCUGCAUAUCUCUGCUCACCUGCUGCACCACCGUAUUUGCAGGACGCCACUUGCUGCCAGACCGCAAAAGCUUCUAUGGAGCAACCAGUUUUCACGAGCCAGCAGCCGGGGAUGUGUGACUUAAAUCAGGGUCCAGGUCUUAAAGUGAUUGAGGAGGUUAUUCUUGCACUGCUGGUAGUGUAGAUUUCUGUCUUUUUGCUGACAGUUUCUUGCUUUUUUUUGACAUUAUUAAAGCUUGUAUACUAGAUAGAAAAAUGUUUCAUUGCUGUAGCCAGAAAUUCCACCCUACAUGCCUUAUUCCUGCUUGUUUCUCUUAAAAACAUGUUUUUGCAAUAAGCUAAUUUGUGUUUUAUAGCUUAAACCCUCAACAUCAACUCAGUAUCUGUUGUUCGCUGCAGGCUGUGGUACAACUCAUCAGAUAUCAAAUCUCCUUCACAUUACAGAUUCACACCUACAAAAACUCAACAUUUUUAAGUCAAAAUAUGAUGAGACACCAGAUAUUUAAAAUGCGAGAUGUUAAAAAAAAAUCUGUUAUUCUGCUGAGGCUGACCUGAUUACAAAUUGGUGACUUUUUGCAACAUGCUUUGUCAUUGUUUUCUUAUUUCUAAUGUGGCCCAUUUUAACCCCGCUACAAUUUUCAACCAAUAUGACUGGAAAAUUAUUCUGCAGUACUCAAUCAUCAUUGUAAUUAUUAUUUUUUUGGUUGUAUGUGUUUGAAAUCUUUGUAUAUCAUACUGUCCUUGACAAGAUUCUUUAACGCACUUACAGUUUUGAUUUUAUAAUCUUUUCAAGUGGUGUAAAAAAUAUUCUUUAAUACCACUAACAUUGUGUGCAAGUGCACCAAACAUUAAAAAUAUGACUAUAAGCAUGGCUAUAAAUGGGA
Xiphophorus hellerii (green swordtail) is the source of this 1484-nucleotide messenger RNA. RefSeq names its product transmembrane protein 272-like. Bases 178 to 720 code for a protein of 180 amino acids. NCBI's taxonomy places the organism in Eukaryota, Metazoa, Chordata, Actinopteri, Cyprinodontiformes, Poeciliidae. The record is from RefSeq and is a predicted model, not a curated record. The transcript has 4 exons.